GUUGUAGAAUUCAAAUUAUGUCUGGAGGGCUUCUAUGUGCUAACACAAAAGAUGAGACGCUGCUCCUCAAGCUUGCGUUUGGUCCUCGUUAAUAACCGUGCAGGAAGCCACAGAUUGGUCAGCGUGGAAUUGGAUGAAGAAUUAAAGCUCCUACAACCUGAAUUUAGCCUGCGGAAAGAACUGAAGUUCCAGGUUCAUGAAGAAUAAUAAUCUCACAAUUAUACAAUGCCUGUAAUCACCAAAGAAUCAGUGGGACGAGUGGCUUAUUUCCCUGAUGUCUGAAUUCAGGGCUCUAAACAGAUCCCAAAGUGAAGGACGGGUUACAAUGCAGUCACUGUUACAGUGUUUGUGCUUCUCUCAUUGUCGAGGUCGCCCCGACGCUGCCUAACGCUCUCCUCUGAUUGGCUGUUGCUGUACUAACCUCAGACCGCCUUCUGUCAAUCAACGCUGCAAGUUCGGUCGCCUUGCCAUUAAGGUUGUGGCCUACCGGUGCAAGCGUUUUCUCUUUUAUAUGUAACUUACCUUCUCCACCAUCUUACAAGGUUUCGGAUAAUGAAUUUUCAGACCACUACCCUCCUCUUCUCAAUCCUGAGGGACUGCCUAAGGAUGAUGUGCUUCCAUUCCAGUCUUGUGGCUUCUGAAGUGGCUAAUAAGGCCAAAGUGGGACUUGCAGACUCUUCCACAAAUGGGGCAGAAGGUGGAAAAAUGACAUCUGCUCCACACAAUUUUUCCUGGAUUGAACCAAAUAAAUUAGCUGGAAUGGCCUUGCCACGUUUACCUGCCCAUUAUCAGUAUUUGUAUGAAAAUGGCAUUCGACAUCUAGUUACGCUUUGUGAAAGAAAGCCACCAUACCAUGAUACCUGCCCAGCAGUGAAAAUUCAUCAUAUAAGGAUCCAUGACUUUUGCUCACCUACUUUUGAACAAAUCAAGAGAUUUCUUUCGAUUGUUGAAGAAGCCAAUGCAAAGGGUGAAGGAGUUGCAGUCCAUUGCCUUCAUGGUUUUGGGAGAACUGGAACAAUGCUUGCCUGUUAUCUUGUAAAAAGUAGGAAAAUAACAGGCGUUGAUGCAAUUGAAGAAAUACGAAGGAUUCGCCGUGGUUCAAUAGAAACCAGUGAACAAGAAAAAACAGUUGUACAGUUUCAUCAUCAUAUAAAAUAAUAAUUUCUCAUUACCAACUAAAGAUUUUUCUCUCUCUAACAAGCUGAUUAUUUUAAUGCAUGGAUAUCUUCAACCCCAGAAGCUGGUACAGCUUUUUCAAGAUUGGACAUUUCUCGGAUGCUUGAUUAUGUUUACCACUCUAGAAUGUCAGUUUCUUUUUAUUAGUUUCCUGUGGAGCUUCUCUAUAAAUAUUAUUUUUAUGCUGCAGAGGUAUGAUCAGAUGCUUUGACCGGUUGCUUGAUUUCUACAUGUCAGAAUAUACCUCACUGUUGUAAUAUGGCAUUCUAACUAUGAUGGUAUUUGUUGCCUCCUUGCACUUGAGAGGAUAGAGGCAUUUUAAGAUCUGCUACAACAUAUGUAAAUUAAAUCACUGUAAACAUUUAACACACAAUUACAGCUCUAGCAGAGGAUUAAAUAAGCAAGUUGUUUAUUUAACCAUUAUUUAUUUAAUUAUUAUUUGAUUUCCAUUCAAUCGUUUAUUAAUUAAAUAAAUAAUGGCUAUUAUUUAAUUAUUUAUUAGAUAAUAAGUUGGCUUCCAAAAAGGCAAUACAAUAUACUUUGCUGUAUUAUGAACAUUGUAAAUAGAUUUUUAAAAAUUUUUUUUCUCCUUGAAGAAUUUACAGGGCAAAUUAGAAGAACAGAAUAAAUUCCACUGUUUUCUAUCAUUACUUCAUGUAGCUGAAAACAACUACAGAAUUUUGGUGUAUUCAGAGAUUAAUGUAAAAUUCUGAAGUUGCCAUCCGUAGUUUCUUCAAGGGCAUCUUCAAGGACUUUCCAAACAUAAUAUAAAAUCAUUGAACUAAUGUUAAUUUAAGCUUUUUGCAUUAAAUUUAAUACCCUGAAAACAUGGUGUUUAGCAAAAUAUAUUAAAAAUAUUUGUACUUAGUGCACUGUUACAAUCUCACUUAGGUUUCUUCAACUAAGCUUUAAUAAUUGCCGCUUAAAAAAAAGUUCUGAUGAAAUGUCAUUGACCUGAAACGUUAGCUCAGAUUGUCUCUCCAAAGCUGAUUGUUACAGCAUGGCACAAGUGCAGUCUUCCUCUGGAGCCUGUCUCCCACUACACUGAACAUGGCAAGUGCCUUGGUACAAAGUCUAUUGCAUUCAUAAAAUAGAUUUGACAGCUAGUGAGGCCCUGCUCUCAGGCUCACCAGCUGUCAAAUGUUUCAAAUGUUCACAGUCAUUAAUAAUAUCUCACCCAACAUAAAUCCACUUAUCUUUGGUGGUUAAAUAGAGAACAUAGAACAGGACAGGAACAGGGCUUUUGGCCGAUGAUAUCUGCGUCGACUGUGGUGCUGAAUUAAACUAAAUCUCUUCUGUCUAUAAAUGAUACAUAUUCCUCCAUUCCUUGCAUAUUCAUGUGUCUAUUUAACAGCCUCCUAAACACCACUAUUGUAUCUGCUUCCACCACUGCACCUGGCAACCCGCUCUGGGAACCUACCACUCCCUGUGUUUUUAAAAAAAGAACUUGUCCUGCACAUCUCCUUUAAAAUUUCCUCCUAUCACCUUAAAUGUAUGUUCUCUCAUAUUUGACAUUUCCACCCUGGGGAAAAAGAUUUUGACUGAACAUUCUAUGCCUGUCAUAAUUUUAUAAACUUCUAUUGGGUCUCCCCUCAACCUCCGGCACUCCAGGGAAAACAAUUCAAGUUUGUCCAUCCUCUCUAUAGCUCACACCCUCUAAUCCAGGCAGCAUCCUGCUAAACCUCUUCUGCACCCUUUCCAAAGCCUCCACAUCCUUCCUGUAAUGGGGCAACCAGAAUUGCACACAGUAAAUGUUCACAGGAUUUUGGUGCAUCCAGAGCUUAAUAUGGAACCCUGGAUCUGCUAUCAGUAGUCCUAAAAUGUUCACAGUCAUUAAUUUAGGCCUAAUUAAAAAUAAAAAUGUUAAGAUUAAAAAUAUUUCAAAAACCUACAUUUUAACUACAGAUGAAAAGUCAUCAACCUUGAUGAUCAGCUUUGUCCCUUUCUCCACAGAUGUCGCCUAACCUACUAAACACUUGCAGGUUUUCCUGUUUUUAUUCUAGAAUAACUAGCUUUGUCUGUGCAUUGUAAUUCAUUUGAAUAUUUCAAACUCUGGAUUUUAUUAUGUUCUAAUGAUUGAUAUUUCAACUUAUAAUUUUUAAUCAUAUCAGUUUAAAAUGUCAAUUAAAAUUAAAAGUAGAAUGUCCUGUUUGAGAAUUCUUCAAUGUGAUCAGCUGCUAAGACCAUUUGAUGAUGUCCCAGCUAUUGAGUGCCAAAAAUCAGAAAAGGAGUUCUCAUUACAGAGAUCAUGAAAUCUUUGAGGAAUUACUUUUCCCCUAGUUACCACAAAUUGCUGCCGCAUCACCAGUGCUUGGCCAUUAGUGCUCUCCAGAAUGAUUCU
Molecule: messenger RNA, 3517 nt
Organism: Pristis pectinata (smalltooth sawfish)
Lineage: Eukaryota; Metazoa; Chordata; Chondrichthyes; Rhinopristiformes; Pristidae
Gene: dusp23b
Product: dual specificity phosphatase 23b
Exons: 4
Coding region: 553-1158 (201 amino acids)
Biological process (GO): protein dephosphorylation; cilium assembly
Molecular function (GO): protein tyrosine/serine/threonine phosphatase activity
Source: RefSeq, a predicted model, not a curated record